This is a messenger RNA of Pocillopora verrucosa, 1273 nucleotides long. RefSeq names its product uromodulin-like. Gene Ontology annotation, molecular function: calcium ion binding. Lineage: Eukaryota; Metazoa; Cnidaria; Anthozoa; Scleractinia; Pocilloporidae. The record is from RefSeq and is a predicted model, not a curated record.
UUUAAAAAAGAGCAUCAGGUUUCAUAAUUUUAUCAUUUAAGCAUGUUGAGGUCUGUAAAGUUCUUCUUUCAAUACUAGUUAAGUUCCAUUUGAAGUCAAUUUGUUUCCAAAGAUCUCUUUAUCGAUUUUGAAAAGUGAAGGAAGACUGCGAUACUCACUCAGGUGAGAUUAUAUAACCACAAUGGGAGUCCAAGAGUUCUUUCAUUUACCAGUUCUCCUCUUCAUGUUGGUAUCGUUUCACUCAGUUGUUGCUCAGUACCACCUUGAUACACGUGAAGUCUCCAUCUUGGGUAAGAUGCUUCAAAAACACAUUUUUAAAACAAUCAUCGGAGCAGCAUUCGGUGAUGAGUGUUUGCGAGAAUGUUAUCGUGACGUCAGAUGCCAAAGCUUAAACUAUGUGUUCACCCAAGACAAGUGUGAGCUGAGUAACCGCACAAAGGAGGCCAGACCUGAAGAUUUUGUACCCAGCUUUGAGAGAUAUUACUUCAGACGAGAUACGAAGAGAGCUAUUCUCGGUGCCAUUCCAGAACUGCCUGCAGACUCGUGUAAGGAAAUCAAGGCGAGUGAAGGUGGAAAAGCGGUCAGCGGCAAAUACUGGUUGAAUUUCAUCAUAUUGGACACUCCUGUGUUGACUCACUGUGACAUGAAAACAGAAGAUGCUGACGAAUGCAAUACCUCCAUUCGUAUUUGUGAUGAGAACGCGGACUGCAAAAACACUCUGGGAUCGUAUCGUUGUUCUUGCAAAAAAGGUUUUUCUAGAGAUGAACAUACUUGCCAAGAUAUUGAUGAAUGUGUCAGCAGCGAGCACGACUGCCAUGAUUUGGCUUUAUGUACCAAUACUGUGGGGUCCUUCACCUGCUCAUGUCACCAUCCGUACGUAGGGGAUGGAAGAUCUUGCAACUUUGCGAGCCCGUCAGAAUGUCAAAACUAUCAAAGUCUGACAGGAGCAGAUAGAAGGAUAAAUUACACGAACCAAAACACGACUUGCGACGAUGGACUCAAGGGUUGGUACCGUCUGGAAGGAGCAGCAGGUACAAGAAUGCCCACUUCAUGUCCACCUAAAAACCAAUGUAACACUCACGCAUCCGGUUGGCUAAAUGGUGCUCAUCCCACAGUGGCUGAUGGUCAGGUAAACGGGACAGUUUGCUUCCACUGGGUAUCAGACUGUUGCCACUGGUCAAGUUCCGUCAAAGUGAUAAAUUGCGACGGUUACUAUGUUUACUACAUAACUGGCACACCCGGAUGUUACCUCCGAUACUGCAGCACAGACUAA